UUUGAAGUCUUCCGCCUAACUAAGACAACCGCAAUGAAAUUCUACGCCGUUAUUCUCUUGCUGGUGGUAGUGUUUGUAGCUAACAGCGAUGCAUUCUGGAAGAAAAGAUGCAAGAAGUGUAAGUGGGGACGCGGAUACGGGGGAGGCGGUGGCGGUGGCGGUGGCGGAGGCGGAGGCGGAGGAGGCGGCGGCGGUUAUGGCGUAGGGUACGGCGGAGGUUAUGGUGGCGGAUACGGCGGUGGGUAUGGCGGAGGUUAUGGUGGCGGAUACGGAGGCGGAUACGGUGGAGGGUAUGGUGGAGGUUAUGGUGGCGGCGGCGGUGGCGGCCACGGUCACGGCUGGAAGAAAUACUAAGAGUCAAGUUGAUAUAUGCAGACGAUGCGCUUUUCAACGACUGCUAAACGGAUAAGAGACCUAGCCGAUACAUUGUAUUGAUGAUCUUAAAUGUUUAAUAAAUAGAUAAAAUUUA
Mercenaria mercenaria is the source of this 469-nucleotide messenger RNA. RefSeq lists its product as uncharacterized. The coding region runs from base 34 to 354 and encodes 106 amino acids. NCBI's taxonomy places the organism in Eukaryota, Metazoa, Mollusca, Bivalvia, Venerida, Veneridae. The record is from RefSeq and is a predicted model, not a curated record. The transcript is spliced from 2 exons.